AUGUUUUUUGUCGUGUCAUUAGAAGUACGAAGUGUUCAUGACGGAAUCGCUAGCGAGGUGGAAGAAACAUUGAAAAGAAUACAAUCACACAAAGGUGUGGCUGGAGUUGUAGUUGUCAAUGCUGAAGGUAUCCCAAUUAAAACUACAAUGGAUAAUACUACAACCGUACAGUAUGCAGGCCUUAUUAGUCAGCUAUCUGAUAAGGCUCGAAGUGUAGUCAGAGAUUUAGAUCCGAGUAACGAUUUAACAUUUUUAAGAAUUAGGUCUAAAAAACAUGAAAUUUUAGUGGCACCAGAUAAAGAAUUUUUAUUAAUUGUUAUACAAAAUCCAGUAGAUUGA
Molecule: messenger RNA, 339 nt
Organism: Pediculus humanus corporis (human body louse)
Lineage: Eukaryota; Metazoa; Arthropoda; Insecta; Psocodea; Pediculidae
Product: dynein light chain 2B, cytoplasmic, putative
Exons: 3
Coding region: 1-339 (112 amino acids)
Biological process (GO): microtubule-based movement
Cellular component (GO): centrosome; cytoplasmic dynein complex; cytoplasm
Molecular function (GO): dynein intermediate chain binding
Source: RefSeq, a predicted model, not a curated record